CUCCUCAGUCCUCAGUCCUCACACAUGCGCCGAGACGCCCGCUCGCGUACGCGUGGUCUGACGUCACUCCGCUCCUCGAUAGUUUGGCCGUAAAAAUGAUAGCAGAAAGUGAUUCAGACGUUUAAUAUACACGACGCGAAACAACGGCCGGUGUGGUGACAGUAAAUUGGUCGGUGCCGACCCGAGUGCGACUUCUGUACCGGUAAUUGUGAUUGAUUUUGCGGCAUGGGUGAAGAAAACCAAGCCGGCGACGGAAAAGUUACGCUCAAACGAAAAAUAACACUAUUUAACGGUGUCGGAAUCAUUAUCGGCACUAUUAUUGGCUCCGGAAUUUUUGUUUCGCCGACUGGAGUCUUUAUUAACACACAAUCUGUGGGGGCUUCACUACUGAUAUGGCUCCUCUGCGGUCUGCUGUCGACGCUGGGCGCGCUGUGCUAUGCCGAGCUGGGCACCUCCAUCUCGCGCUCGGGCGGAGACUACGCGUACAUCUACACGGCGUUCGGACCCCUGCCAGCCUUCCUCAGGAUGUGGAUAGCGCUCCUCAUCAUCAGGCCCACGACGCAGGCGAUAGUUGCGCUGACGUUCGGCCAAUAUGUUGUCAAACCUUUCUUCCCUGACUGUGAGCCGCCACAAGACGCUGUCAAGCUAUUGGCUGCUGUGUGUUUAUGUAUUUUGACGGCGAUCAACUGCAUCAGCGUGAGAUGGACGAUGCGCAUCCAGGACGUGUUCACGUCGGCCAAGCUACUGGCCCUCGUCAUUAUCAUCAUCUCCGGCGUUUGCUACAUCAUCAUGGGUCACACGGAGAACCUGCAGCGGCCGUUCGAAGGUCAGUACAGCGCGGGCACCGUGGCGCUCGCCUUCUACAACGGCCUCUUCGCGUUCGGCGGCUGGAACUACCUCAACUUCGUCACAGAGGAGCUGCAGGAUCCUUACAAGAAUUUGCCCCGGGCGAUUUGGAUCGCUAUGCCGAUGGUGACGACAAUUUACGUGAUGGCCAACCUCGCCUACUUCGCAGUCGUCACCAAAGUCGAGAUGAACAACACGGCCAUUGCCGCGAUAUUCGGUGACCGUCUGUUCGGGUCGUGGAGCUGGGUGAUCCCGGUGUUCGUGGCGCUGUCGACGUUCGGCGGCGUGAACGGCGUGCUGUUCACGUCGGCGCGGCUGUUCGCGACGGGCGCGCAGGAGGGCCACAUGCCCGCCUUCUUCACGCUCUUCCACGUCACCAAGCAGACGCCGAUACCCUCGCUUAUAUUCACGUGCUUCUUCUCGCUGCUGAUGUGCACAACGAGCAACGUGUUCGACCUCAUCAACUACUUCUCGCAGAUCCUAUGGUUGUCGGUGGGGGCUUCCGUAGUCGGCAUGCUUUGGCUGCGGCGGACGAGGCCCAACAUGGCUCGCCCUAUCAAGGUCAACAUCGUUAUUCCCUUCGUAUUCCUCAUCGCCAUUGGCUGCCUGGUCAUCAUACCGGCCAUCACCAAGCCCAUGGACACGGCUAUCGGCCUGGCCAUUCUCUUGUCCGGCAUUCCAGUGUACUACGCCUGUGUGAAGUGGGAAAGCAAGCCGGAGUGUUACAACGCUCUCUCGGGAUGUGUACUGAGGUUUUUCCAGAAGUUGUGCUCGUGUAACUAUGUCGAGUCGUCGGAAAAGAUGUCGGGGUAGACUGUAUUUAUCGGCGCUUUGUAAAUGACUGUUUGUAGAUACUAAUUGUUUUGACUAAAUAAGUUAUUGUUUAAUAAUUUAUAUGAAAUUGUAUAUUCUUAUUCGUCUAUUUAUUGGAUUGGUUAUUUAGGUCCACAUGUUCAGGUCUGGAUUGAAUAUCAUCUAUCUUCUUAAAAUAUACGAAGUACGAAAAAGACAACCCAGAUCUGUGCGAGUAGGCCCUAGAAUUCUAUUUAUUCAAACGUGUAUCUGAUGUAUACCUAGAUCUACUGUUAUCCAAAGUUUACGCAGUAAGUUUACCUAUGUACACAGUAAAAGGUAUUCGUUUUACAACCUUUUGACAGUUUACAAUGUCGCAAGUUAUUAUAAUCUACACUAUACAGCUACUUACUUAUACAAUUUUAUGGUAAAAUAUUCGUGUUCGUAUACAAUUUGAAUUCUGGGAUAACAGUGUAUGAAGAAUGAAGUAUCCAUACCUUUAGAUACCUACUGGCUAUUCGUAUUCCUCAAGCUCUAAUCUCUAUGUCUUAUCUGGCCCCACCGUCCCCUGCUAACAUAACUAAGUUCCCAAAAAAUUAAACAGGUCUCAUUUAUACCCAUAUCCUGGUCCAAUGUUAUUUUAACUGUUGUAGGUAUAAAAAUCUAUGUGAAAGGAAGUGUUCUCAAGGAGCUUACUUAAAUAUUUAAAAUUACAUUUUUUAAAAUAAUAUUUUAUUAAAUUAAUUAAUAUUUAGUAAAUGUAAGAGUGGGAACAAGUUUUAUGGCUA
Molecule: messenger RNA, 2426 nt
Organism: Aricia agestis (brown argus)
Lineage: Eukaryota; Metazoa; Arthropoda; Insecta; Lepidoptera; Lycaenidae
Gene: JhI-21
Product: large neutral amino acids transporter small subunit 2
Exons: 7
Coding region: 226-1659 (477 amino acids)
Biological process (GO): amino acid transmembrane transport
Cellular component (GO): membrane
Molecular function (GO): L-amino acid transmembrane transporter activity
Source: RefSeq, a predicted model, not a curated record